UCUCUCUCUCUCUCUCUCUCUCUCUCUCUCUCGCUCGCUCACGCUUCGACCUACUUAUCGAAGGUCUCGAGAUUGCUUUUCUCGUGUGGCGCGAGCGAGCUCCGUGUGUAACUCGCCGCCGCCACUCGACUACAUACUCUUUUUUCUCUCUCACUCUGCGCUCCUCGUGUGUUUUUGUCUCUCCCGUUCUUUUAUUUUUCUUUUUCGAGGGAAGCUCUCUGCAAGCUGUCCGAUUUCCCACGAUUUUUUUUCGGGGUAGACACGCUGCGUGACAUUGGCCUAUUAGUGGCCGAUGGCGACACGUGCUUUCGUCACGCGAAGAUAGCGUUCGCUAUACGGCGGUGAAACUGUCGAAAACGAGGUGUUCUUGCAAAACCAGUCGGUCAAUAAAAUUUGGCGUCUCGUUCUUCAUCGUGCGGGCCUUCUUUGAAACGACGAUUGUUUACGUAGAACUUGCAGGUUCUGAGGUAUCAUCGAUCGCGUAAUUCGCACUCCCGCGCGCUCGCAUCGCAGAAACGUACAUGAAAACUUUAUAAUCUAUCGCUGACAAAAUAGCUCACAGUUGAGAGUUGCCGCAGAACUAGAGAACUGAAUAAUUCAGCGUCCCUAAAAAUGAAUGCAACGGGCGUAAACAGCCAUGGGCGAGAUGAUCGCGGUACGCCGAUUCAAGUUUAUAAAGCCAGGGGGCGGGCGGAUUUAUAUAUCGCUGCAAGUUAGAUAUGGGUAUGGGUCUCUCGCGCGGUAACCUUGCCGGAGUGGGUCGUUUAUAAUGAGUGCACAUACACAAACAAACACACAGGCUGCGGCUCUCGCGCGCUGCACUAAAGACGUUUUCAAAGUCUCUCGCGCGGCACUGUCUGUAUACUGUAUAAUGAUACACCUAUACUCCCGCGGUAAUGCGUUACAGCAUACUCGAAACUUUCUCGGCGCAUGAAUGUGUGCAUUAUCGCCGAGUCCGUAAACUUAUUGGCUAUCGGAUGUGGAGUGUUCUAUUGGACCGCGGCGUUUCUCUUAGCGAUUGCCACCUGUUCCGACUGAGAAUUGAUCGAGGUCCGACGCGAAAAAGCUUACGGACGGCUGGCGUGAACGCGUUCCGCAUCGCUUACGUCAGGCCCACCAAUUACGUGCCGUCUGUUCCGAUCGGCGAGUUCGUCCAUUGUCCUAUACGCUAGAUUCGGUAAUGCUCGCAUAAGAUCGAUUUAGGCUGUUUGUGCGACACCGUAUCACUAGUAUAGCUAGUAAAGCUUGAUGGGCAUAAGUGCUCAAUUUCCGAAUUAGAUGAAUCGCGAUCGGAAGUGAAACUAGCGAUAAGCGCGAGAUUUUCUCCGUUUUCCACGUAUUCGCCGGAGAUUAUCGCUCGUCUCCAGAGUCUUGGCCUCCUUUCGAACCUCUCGCAACUCUCGCAACUCUCCCGACGCCUUUUUCAAUGCACACAUUGUCUAUACCUCGCGAUCGAACUGCGCGCAUCAAUGUCACACGAGUCUAUCCUGAUUCAACUUUAACGACGCUCACCAUCGACAAAGUUUAAACAAAUCCUCCCGGCUCGCGUAGGACUCUGCGUUUCACUCCGAUUCGCAUUGUGAAAAGGCGAACCCCCGGGCACGAUGCUGCACAGAGGCAUUAGUCUCGCCGAGGGUGUUCUCAUUGUGUGCACCGGCAAACAUGACGCAGCCAAAAGCUCUCGACCCUUCGUUUACACGCCCUUCAAAACGAGACCGUCCCUUAUCUUCUUCGUCCUCUCGACCGGUUAGUAAAUUUUCCUUUGAGGGAGAGCGGCGCAACGCCGAGGAGGAAUUCCGCGCGAGUCAAUGUCAAAAUUCGCCGCGACGCGUUGUUUAGAUAUUGCGCAACUAAGCGCGCGUGCGGCUCGUCGGAGGAAGUGCGAGUUGUAAAAUUCACGCGCUUAUGGAACUCUAUACCCUCAAUUUUCGCUCCGAAGGCCGCGUUUUUAAAAUUGUAUUUGCGUUUUGACAUUCGUCUAAUAAAAUGCGCGCGACGAUUCGCGGGAAAAUCGGAGGCCGUUAUCGGUGACCCACAUUUCGAGACAUGUAUCGGGGUCGAAGCAUAGCAGGCAUUUUUCGAUACGCGCGCCUCUCGAGUCGCAUCACCUGUUGAUUUGACGAAUCCUCGGCGUUUAUCGAAUUCCGAUAAAAGCGCCCCCGAUGAAACCAUCGCGUGUAUGCGUUGCGGUGAUUAUAUGCGCUGCGAAAGAUGGUCAAGUGUCGCAAGAGCGGUUAGGUAAGCUCCUCGCUCCCGUGCGCGCUUUAUUUUGCCCUGUUUGUUUGUUGUGGUCCAAAAAUAAUCCCCCCCUCGACCGAGCGCGUUUUCGCUUCGAUAGAGCGGGCGCGGCGAGUGUAUUAAUUCGCAAUGGUUAUCGCAUCAAUUUUUCAUAGAUUAUCCGACUUUUGUGCAGCGCGCUUUGUCGCCGUCGCGAGAGAAAAACCAGCGCGGAGAGCUUAUUAAUAACCCGAACGCUCGCGAGCGAGAUAGAAAAAAUGCGAUCGAUGUACGCGAAGCCUAAUUAGAAAUAAUAUCAUCGGAGCGCGCCACACCUCGCUCGGAGAAAAUUAAAACUCUGAAAACCCCCUCCGCCCGGGCGUAUCGAUCGAUGUACAGGGGAUCGCGCGCGAAUCGUACACUGAAACUUUUGCGUAACAGUUACACCGUCAAAAUCCGUCGACCAGCUCCGCUCCGAAAUGAAAAAAAUCUCCGUCGUCGGCGUCAUCGCGAUGAUGACCCAGUCGAAGCACCUUCGGCACAUAAGCGUAUUACGACUGAACCCACACGCUCUCAGCGAUAGAUACACACACACGCGCGGACUCCCUACACUCGCUGGCGCGCGCGCGGACAAUACUUCUACGGCCGACAUAGACCUGGUUCCGUAAGUAGGUCAACCCCACCGUCGAGGCAGCCGCCGGCGUCCCCCUCCCCGGCGGCGGCUCCCCAUCCCCCCUCCGCCGGUCUCUCUCUCUCUCUCUCUCUCUCUCUCUCUCGCUCGGCGCUCUGCUGCGAAACCUCCACCCUCGCUCCCCCCGCUCUCUCUCUCGCUCCGUCUCUCUCCGUCUUGGUCUCUCGCGGCACCGACGUCUCGCUCGCUCUCGGCGGCGCAGCACCUGGUGCGGCUAGUGGCAUGCGCCGCUGCUGAAUCACUUUCACUUAUGCCGCGCGCGCCGCGCCGUACAGUGUGUUUGUAUACCGCGUCGUGCAGUCGCUCUCGCGCGCGCGCCCCGUGUCGAUAGAACGCAGCCCCGAGUUUUCGCGGAAAAUCGCGCAUUGGCCGCCGCUGUCGGUGGGACGUGGAGUGCCCGCACUGCUGAAAGAGCAGCCGCGCGUCGGUGCAGUCGUCGGCUCAAAGUGGAGCACAGCUCGCGCGCGCGCCGAACGAACGAACGAACGAAAGAGAACGUGCCGCGGCGGUGGCAGCGGCGAGAGUGCGAGAGAGACCGAGCGGAGGAGGGAGAUAAGGACGGAAGGAAGGAAGGGUGGGGACGCGGCGCCGAGAGCGAGAGCGAGAGAGGAGGAGAGAGAGAGAGAGAGAGAGAGAAGAGAGAGAGAGAGAGAGCGAGCGAGCGCUGCCGAGCCCUUCAGGAAGCGAGGAAGACAACGAGCGGCUGCUAGUGGCACGCCGAACGUCGUGCCGUCGAGUCGGCGUCAUUCUUGAAUCGCGCGCUCACGUUGCAACAGCGUACACACACGCUCGCAGUGAGGCAGUUCUCUUCGACCGAGCUUCCACGGAGCAGUGCGCGCCUGCCGUCUUCGCAGAACACACAGCACAGUUGACUUCCGCAGUGCGAGAAGAAAAAUUAUUUCUCUUGUGCAGCGCGCUCUCCCGGUCCGGCCCCCUCGCGUUCCGCCACCACGUCCAGUGACUCGCGGGCGGGCUCGCUAUACUGUGCGACGUGUGAGACCUCGGGCCGCCAUCGCGACAAGUGCUUCGCGCGCCGGAUUCUGGAUUCUAAGCAGAUUCUCAGCUCGCCGAGAGUGCAUGUGUGAUCCUCGCAGUGAGUUCGAGCCGAGCUAAUAUGCUUCGGACGCACUCCGCCUCGCCUGCUCGUGUUCGUGUCAGUGACGUGUUAUUGUAGCAGAUCCCGUCGAUCGCCGAGUUUCGCUGAGAGAUAGAGGGAGAGUGAGAGGAGAGCUCGAUCGAACUCAGAGUUGCAUCGCGCCUGCAUGUGCAUCGGAUCCUCCUCGAAGUGUCGAGCUACCCCCAGAGCCGGCUGAUAUGUUAUUGGAGAUGGAGCAGCAUUCGGGCCUUAUAUCCCUGAACAUGUCGCCGUUCCACCUGAGCCCCCAGAGCAGUCCCCAGGGCGUCGGCAGCGCGCCCCAGCAGUCCCAACAGCAGCAGCAGCAGCAACAACAGCAGCAGCAGCAGCAGCAGCAGCAGCAGUCCCACCAGUACAGUCCCUCGCCCUACGGCAACUGCGCCCAGAGUCCCGCCUCGAACAUGUGCCACCCCCAGCAGUCCCAGCAGCAGCACAACAGCCAGCUCUCGCAGAGCAACUCGCAGGGCGGCCAGUCCAGCCAGGCGAGCAGCGCCUCGAGCAUGUCCGGCUUCGAGGCCGCGUUCUUCGACGCCACGAGCCUCGAAGAGCGCUGCCCCAUGUGCGGCGACAAAAUGUCAGGCUCCUACCAGCUCGGCCUGCUCACCUGCGAGUCCUGUAAGGGCUUCUUCAAGCGCAACAACCCGCCCUGCAGCAGCAAAAAGGUUUACACGUGUCUCUACUCGCCGACAGGUGGCGGCGGGGGCGGAGGCGCCAACAACAACAACAACAACAAUAACAACAACAACAACAACGGCGCCGGCAACGGGCAGCCCGGAGCCUGCGGCACCUCGACCGGCCUCGAGAACGGGCCCUAUGGCCCUAACAGCAGUCAGCCCUCCAACGGCUCGAGCAAUUCGAACAACAACAACAACAACAACAACAACAACAAUCACAAUAACAACAACUCGACGGGCUCGAACGGCCAGAGCCAGAACUCGGGAGUGCCGAGCAGCAUGUGCCACCCCAGUCUCGGUGGGCAGGUCGGCGUUGGCGUAGUAACGGGCUCGAUACCGGGGCCCUCGGACUUCCCCGACACCAAAGACGUGAUCGAGGAACUUUGUCCCGUGUGCGGAGACAAGGUUUCCGGCUACCACUACGGCCUGCUCACCUGCGAGUCCUGCAAGGGCUUCUUCAAGCGGACUGUGCAAAACAAGAAGGUUUACACGUGCGUAGCCGAGCGUAGUUGUCACAUCGACAAGACCCAGAGGAAGAGGUGCCCCUUCUGCAGGUUCCAGAAGUGCCUCGAGGUCGGCAUGAAGCUCGAAGCGGUGAGAGCCGACAGGAUGCGCGGCGGCAGGAACAAGUUCGGCCCGAUGUACAAGCGCGACCGGGCGCGGAAGCUGCAGAUGAUGAGGCAGCGACAGCUGGCGCUGCAGACGAUACGCGGCACCCUGGGCGACCCGAGCAGCUACCCGGCCGCGGUCACGCCCUUCCUCCACAUCAAGCAGGAGAUCCAGAUCCCGCAGGUCUCGUCGCUGACCUCCUCGCCGGACUCGUCGCCCUCGCCCGCGGCGGUCGCGGCGGGUCUCGUCACGACGCAGGCCGGCUCCGUCUCAGGGAGCGGACAGCACCAGCUGAUAGCGCCCUCGACGCAGGCCUCGCUCUCCUCGGCGACGAGCAACAGCGGCGGCGGCCACCUGCACGGCGGCCCCGGCGGCAACCCUCUGGACGGCAGCAAGCUCUGGCCGGCGAACUCGACGACGCCCAGCCCCAAGGGCUUCGGGGCGGGUUUCGAGCACCACGCGUCCCACCUCCACGGCCAGCCCGGGCUCUCGGGCCAGCACCACGGGCCCAGCGGCGGGCAGGCGAACGCCGGCGGGGUCGGCGGCCCGCAGCAGGCCGGCCAGCCCGGCGCCAUGAAAACUAGUCCCAUGAUCCGAGACUUCGUCCAGUCGGUCGACGAUCGCGAGUGGCAGGCCUCCCUCUACGGCCUCCUCCAGAACCAGACGUACAACCAGUGCGAGGUCGACCUUUUCGAGCUCAUGUGCAAGGUGCUCGACCAGAACCUCUUCUCCCAGGUCGACUGGGCGCGGAACUCGGUCUUCUUCAAGGAUCUCAAGGUUGAUGACCAAAUGAAACUUCUUCAACACUCCUGGUCGGACAUGUUGGUGCUGGAUCACCUACAUCAGAGGUUACACAAUAACCUGCCCGACGAGACGACGCUACACAACGGCCAAAAGUUUGAUCUCCUCUGCCUCGGCCUACUCGGGGUCCCGUCCCUGGCGGAUCUGUUCAACAACCUUUCCACCAAGCUCCAAGAGCUCAAGUUCGACCUCUCCGACUACAUCUGCAUGAAAUUCCUGAUGCUGCUCAACCACGACGUUCGCGGACUGGUCAACAAGAAGCACGUGCAGGAAGGUCACGAGCAGGUCCAGCAGGCGCUUCUGGACUACACGCUCACGUGUUACCCGUCAAUACCGGACAAGUUCAACAAACUGCUAGCAGUAUUACCCGAGAUCCACGUGGUGGCGAGCAGGGGAGAGGAUCACCUGUACCAGAAGCAUUGCAACGGGGGCGCGCCUACGCAGACGCUACUCAUGGAGAUGCUGCACGCCAAAAGGAAAUGAAGAACAAGCCGACAACAGCAGGACGAAGAGGCUGCUGCUGCUACUACCACUACGGCUGAACACGAUGAUCGCGCCGCCGCCACUGCUACUGCUGGAUAAGCCUCGCGCCGUCGCCGACCUCGUCUGCGCGAGCUGAUUGCACGCGCGCCCUCGCCGAAGCCAACAAAGGCGCCGAACGAGAGCAGAUCUACGCAAUGAAAAGCAAGCAAAUAAACAAACAAAAACUAACUAAAAGUCGAACGUACGAGCCGUUGCUGGGCCGAGAAAGCUGGCGAGUGACAAAAGACAGAGAGAACUGUGUCGACUAGUGUGAAUCCAAAAACGGGCCAGCGACACUGGCAUUCGUCGAUCGAAUCUACCGACGCAAACGCAAAAUGAGUUUGAAUAAAUUAAACAAAAUCAAGCAUAGACGUACAUACUUUACGUAUAUACAUAGUAUGUGAAUUAUAAAAAAGUGUAUAUCUAAAUAUAUAAAGCAUAACGACAUAUAUUUUCUAUAUUCGAUGUUGAAGUUUUAGAGAUGUAUCCGUGGAGAUAAAAAAAGAAAUAAGAUUACGAAAAUGGUGAAAAUAUUAAGCGAAAUUGCCCGUGUGGCUGGGAAUAUAAUAAAACACGAUGUCUUGCGACGUGGGUUAAUGAAACCUUCAAAAGCGCAGGGAAAUAGUAAGCAAGAUGCCUUGAAAACAGUACAAAGGGUGGUUAAAACAAAAAAUAUUGGUCAAAGGGCAGGCAACUUUUGUCUAAAUAAGUAAAGCUAUUUUUCUAAUACUUAGAGAAGCGAAUCUUAAUUUUUAAGCGUAUACCACUGAAGCCUUGCUCUCACUUAAACGAAAUAUCCUAUUACUGCGUGUUCUCGAAGGGUGAAUAAAGAAAAAUGAACAGCUUUCGACUCGCACACCUACACAACACACGUACACACCAACACACAUCGCGGCCAAUCGUGCUUCUGCAAGGGAUUCAAUGGGCAUACUUGAGAGUGACAGAAUUAAACAAAGGAAAUCAAUGUGAUAAAUGUAUACACAUUACAUAUUAAAACAAAAAUGAUAUGAAGCGAUAUGUAUAUAACAUAUAUGUGUAAGAAUACAUAUAUACGCGUGCAUACACCGUUGUAAAACUUGCCGUUAGUGGCCACCUGGGCAUCGUUAAAAUAACUUCCUACCAGAAAUACGAUGAGAAAACGGAAAAAGAAAUUUGCAUUUUUUUGUCACGCUUGCACUCAGCAGGGCUAUAUUAUGAUAAAACUUGUAAAUACUAGUUAACACAUUCCAAUUUACGUUGUAUAGUAUAAAUCAUGUUAAAUAUGUAAUUACAGAAUAUUUUUGUGUAUAGUUUACUUGAGAAAAAUAAAAUAUAUUUCUGUUGCUCAUACACCGAAGUAAAAGAAAUCAAUUAGCUACUUAACUUGUGUCUUUGACUAAUUUCUUAUGUUCUUUACUAAUUUUCGUGUCAUUUUCUAUCUUUUUUCUCGUUUUUAUUAUUCGUUUCCAUUUUUUUUUCUUCAAACAUAGGUGGCGGAAAAGAAAAAACACGCGAAGUAACCCACAGAUUGCGAUAUUUUAUUACUGUAUAUUGUACCAUAAAAUAAAGAUUCUGUUUAAGAAAUAAAAAAACGAAUCAUUGGAGCAAGGUUUAUGUGGUCCUAUAUAUUAUCUAGCGUUUAAAAUAAUGAAUAAUAAUUAUUGAAUAAUCUAUAUAAAUAUAUUAUAAAUAUAUAAAUAAGAACGAUAUUGUCUUAUAGUUGUUAAACAUACAUGAGAAAUAUUUACUGUAACGUUAAGGAUAGUUAUUACUACAUCGAUCGUAAUUAUUUUUCACUUAUAGAUUAUAUUAUUUUUUAGGCGUUAGUCAGAAAUUCUUCAGUGCUGUGAAGGUCGUCGUUUCACGACGCACCUGUGGUACCUAAGCCAUCGGUUUUUAUUACACACAAACGCUAGAUUUUGAUGGUCAAACGUGACAAGAGGACAUAAAAGAAACAAAAAUAGCAAAAAAAAGAAACAACACACACACACACACAAAAGUAUCAAGCGAUAAAUAGAAGAGAGGAAGCCCCCCUUCGUAGUGCAGAAUAAUCGUGUACAGAUUUUUAGUCUUUGACGCGCGUACCAGUCUGUUUCCACUUACGAAGCGAAAGUACCUGAACUGUAAUUUAAAUAUAUAAAAAGAAAGAAAACACUAUUUUACUAUAUUCACUUUACCAGCACAUUUUACAAAUAAUGUACCUACCGUAAUGUUAGUGGACGUAUUGAAGAAGUCAAGGAAACGAUAAAAAAAUGUAAUAGUGGACGAAUAGAUCAAACUAGAUUUUUAAUGGACAUUGUUAUAGUUUACGAGCGGGGGCUCCCUAAUAAACCGUUUAUCAACACCGACGAAGAAGUGACGAAAAAUAUAAAAUAUUGUAAAGAAUAUGUUGUUGAAAAGUUCCAAAAUUCUCAUAUCGCUCGGUUCAUAAUUGUAUUGCGUUGCGCUUCGAUUAGUUUUUUUUCUUUUUAAUCAUUUGCAUUCGCUUCGACGUAUGUAAUUCCUCAGAGUCGAAUCGCCCAUAUACCCCUUUUUACCAUUCGAUUGUAUAACGACACGAAUGACUACCUCUUCAUAAAUGUAUUAAGUUUACUUUUUUUUUGUAUUUUUACAAUUUUAGUAACCGCAUACCUCAGAACAAGGCAACCCAGCUCAAAUAGUUUUUCUGAAAAGAAAAAUUCAAAAACUGGGACUACUUGGUUCUCGCGAAAGCGCUGAUAUAUCCCACCAUUUUUAUUGUACACCAUCACCAUUAAGUGUCACUGCAAUGUUACCUUCACCGUAAUUAGUUUUGUUAAUUAUUAUAAUUGCCUUAUAUUACAACUGUAAUUUUUCCCACGACGUUUCCCAACUCCGUAAACCUUAUUUCACUUUGUUUUGUAAUUUGCGCGCUUCAAUUUUAAGAAUGAAAAUGUAACCUUAUUUAUUUUGUAGCGCCCUUUGUUAGCCGCCGUUCAUUAAGCAUUAUUAUUGUAUCGUAUUUGCGAACGCAUCGAUCUGACAAUUUCGGAACAACCUUCGUGCAUACCAACUGCGGAACGCUAUUGUUUGUAACAAAAAGAAAUAUUGAGAGAUGAGAUCUUUUUAUCACUUGAGUGUUUAGCCCUAAACUAUAAAUGAGAAAAAAAAUCAUUGUCUUUGUACAUGUCCAUCCUAUUUAAUCGUCUGAUGAAUUCCGUUAAUGAAUAUGUUUAUUAACAAUAAUUGUAAUUAGCGAGUAAUAUAAUUACGAUGUUAUGUACAUUGUGUUGAAUAUUAAUGUACAGUUACCAAUUAUAAUUGGCAAAGGUUCUAAUUUAAAAAAAGAAUGUCAUUCAUUUUUUUCAACCAUCGUCGUCUUAAAAGGGGGAUGAAACUUCCGGACAAACAGAAAUUACAAAAGUAAUAUUAAAAAGAGAUAUUUUGAAAAUACGAUGAAAAACGACACUAUGAAACUUAAGCGUUGUUAACACUGCCAUUUAGACGCUGGCAAUUGUAAAUUAUGUAGAAAGAGAAACUUAAUGGAUGUAAAUAUAUCUUUAUUAUUAACA
Messenger RNA from Nasonia vitripennis (jewel wasp), 10158 nucleotides. It is a transcript of the gene ftz-f1, whose product is annotated as nuclear hormone receptor FTZ-F1. The transcript is spliced from 6 exons. Gene Ontology annotation, molecular function: zinc ion binding; RNA polymerase II cis-regulatory region sequence-specific DNA binding; nuclear receptor activity. Gene Ontology annotation, biological process: regulation of transcription by RNA polymerase II; hormone-mediated signaling pathway; tissue development. The record is from RefSeq and is a predicted model, not a curated record. Gene Ontology annotation, cellular component: RNA polymerase II transcription regulator complex. Lineage: Eukaryota; Metazoa; Arthropoda; Insecta; Hymenoptera; Pteromalidae. Bases 4223 to 6610 code for a protein of 795 amino acids.